AUGCCCUCAACCCCCUCCAAUAGGGGCGCUGCCUGUCCUGCCUGCAAGGGACCCCUGGAGGAUGCAGUGACUGCCACCUGUGGACACACCUUCUGCCGGCUGUGCCUUCCCCCACCCUCCCAGAUGGGGGCCCAGGCCUCUGGCAGAGUCCUGCUCUGUCCCCUUUGCAACCAGAAGGAGGAGAAGGAGAACCUCCUGGUUCCUGUGCCCCUGGGCCCUUUGGGAGAGACUUACUGCGAGGAGCACGGUGAGAAGAUUUACUACUUCUGUGAGAAUGAUGCCGACUUCCUCUGUGUGCUCUGCCGGGAGGGACCCUCCCACCAGGCCCACACUGUGGGCUUCCUGGACGAAGCCAUUCAGCCUUACCGGGAGCGGCUCAGGAGUCGGUUGGAAGCUCUGACUACGGAGAGAAAUGAGAUUGAAGAUGUGAAGACUCGAGAAGAUCAGAAGCUCCAAAAGCUUCUGAAUCAGAUCGAAAGCAAAAAGAAACAGGUAGAAGCAGUUUUUGAGAAGUUGCGCCAAGAGCUGGGGGAUCAGCAGAGUUUCCUGUUGGCCAGCCUGAGGGAGCUGGAGCAGCAGGUCUGGAAGGAGAGGGAGGAGUACAUCUCCACGGUCUCUGAGGAGGUCUCCCGGCUUGGCGUCCAGGUCAAGGAGCUGGAGGAGAAGUGUCAGCAGCCAGCAAGUGAGCUUCUGCAAGAUGCCCGAGGCAACCACAGCAGGUGUGAGAUGAAGAAUUUCGUGUGCCCAGAGGCCGUUUCUCUUGACCUCAUCAAGAGGAUCCGAGAUCUUCACAGGAAAAUACUUACCCUCCCAGAGAUGAUGAAGGCCUUCUCAGAAAAGUUGGUGCGUCAUCUGGAAACAGAUUCAGGGCUCAUCACUCUGGACCCCCAGACCGCCAACCGCAGCCUGGUCCUCUCGGAGGACGGGAGGUCGGUGAGGUACACCCGGCGCAAGCAGAACCCGCCCGACAGUCCCCUGCGCUUCAAGGACCUCCCUGCCUUGCUGGGCUCCCCGGGGCGCCACCGCUGGCAGGUGGAGGUGCAGCUGGGAGAUGGCGGAGGCUGCAUGCUGGGGGUGGCCCGGGAAGACGUGAGGAGGAAGGGAGAGCAGGUCUUGAGCACCGACGAGGGCAUCUGGGCCGUGUUCCUGUCGCAGACGGGGUGCUGGGCCAGCACCUGCCCCAUCAAGGACCUGGCGCUGAGUGAGGUUCCGCGCCAGGUGUGUGUCAUCCUGGACUACGAGCUGGGGCUGGUGACCCUGCUCAACGCCGAGACGGAAGCUUCCAUCUUCACUUUCAACGCCCCCUUCUCCUGCAAAAUCUUCCCUUUCUUUGCAGUCUGGAAAAAAGGUUCCUGCCUUGUUUUGAAAGGCUGA
Talpa occidentalis (Iberian mole) is the source of this 1374-nucleotide messenger RNA. RefSeq names its product tripartite motif containing 15 (gene TRIM15). Lineage: Eukaryota; Metazoa; Chordata; Mammalia; Eulipotyphla; Talpidae. The record is from RefSeq and is a predicted model, not a curated record. Gene Ontology annotation, molecular function: protein binding; zinc ion binding.